GACGGCCACAGCGGUCCAACCUAUGAGUCCAUGCAGGCUGUGUUUGACCUACAACCCUUCAGGCCAGCAGUGAACCUCAGCAAUCCCACUAUAACCAACAUCUCCUUCACCCUGUAUGCUGUCCUGGGGGUGAAUGAGAAGACCCAGAUACUCACGACUUUCCUCUGGCUGAGACUGUACUGGCAGCAUGAGUUCCUCGUUUGGGACCCGAAUGAGUGCGAUGGCGUCACCAGGAUUUCUCUCCCUGUGAGGCAGCUUUGGUCUCCAGACAUUAUCGUGUACGAGUUUGUGGAUGAUGAUGUCUCCCAAGCUUGUCCUUACGUCUACGUCAACCACACGGGUCACAUCCGCUGGGACAGGAUGCUGCGGCUCGUCUCAGCCUGCAACCUGGAGAUCUUCAGUUUUCCUUUUGAUGUUCAGAACUGCACAUUUACGUUCGGCUCCUACAUGCACACCAUAAGGGAUGUAAGGGUCAGUCCAGCCCUGACCUUUAAGGAGAUGUCUGGAAACUCAAAGCGUUACCUGGAAGCCAGUGGAGAGUGGGAGCUGGUGGACAUAUUGGGAGAGACAUCCAUCCUCCAGUUUGGGAUCGACGAGUGGGACAUCAUCACCUUCUGGGUGGUGAUCAAGCGGCGUCCAGUGCUCUACGUGGUCAACCUGCUCAUCCCCAGCUCCUUCCUCAUGCUCAUCGACAUCCUGUCCUUCUACCUGCCCCCCCACAGCGUCGACCGUGCCUCCUUCAAGAUGACCCUCAUCCUGGGCUACACCGUCUUCCUGCUCAUCAUGAACGACCUGCUACCGAGCACCGCCAACGGCACACCCAUCAUAGGUAUCUAUUUCUCAGUGUGUCUGGCCCUCAUGGUCAUCAGUCUACUGGAGACGGUCAUCAUUACCAAUGUUCUCCACCACAGCUCCAUGAAAUAUCAAGAGGUUCCAAACUGGGUGAGGGUGGUUGUGCUCAAACACAUAGCUAACCUCAUCUGCUACCGCUGGCCGGAGGACAUCCGGCCCCCUUCUGUACCACAGAAGGAUAAACCUGAGAGCUCAAAUGGAAGCUCAGGUCCGCGGGUCGUCCAACCAGCCAGCCAGGCACCUGCCCAGUACCCAACCAACAACGCAGCUACAGCGGCUCUGCCUGAGCUGCAAGAGAUCUGUCAGUACCUGGGCGACCUUCGUGCCCACCUCACCUCGCUUCGGAAGGAGAGCGAGCUGCAGGACCAGUGGUGCCAUGUAGGAUAUGUCCUCGACUUCCUGCUCUUCCGCAUCUACCUGCUGCUCAUCUCCUGCUAUGCCCUGGUCAUCAUCUCCAUGUGGUGCAUCUGGAUCAGCCAGACGUAG
Molecule: messenger RNA, 1338 nt
Organism: Xiphias gladius (swordfish)
Lineage: Eukaryota; Metazoa; Chordata; Actinopteri; Istiophoriformes; Xiphiidae
Product: 5-hydroxytryptamine receptor 3A-like
Exons: 8
Coding region: 31-1338 (435 amino acids)
Biological process (GO): nervous system process; regulation of membrane potential; chemical synaptic transmission
Cellular component (GO): postsynaptic membrane; synapse; neuron projection
Molecular function (GO): extracellular ligand-gated monoatomic ion channel activity; neurotransmitter receptor activity; transmembrane signaling receptor activity
Source: RefSeq, a predicted model, not a curated record